This is a messenger RNA of Lactuca saligna, 966 nucleotides long. NCBI's taxonomy places the organism in Eukaryota, Viridiplantae, Streptophyta, Magnoliopsida, Asterales, Asteraceae. The record is from the annotation of a GenBank genome assembly.
AUGAAAAGCGCAAAUGAUGAGCCGGUACACCACGAAGAUACUACAACAACUUCACAUCCUGAGGUUUCGCAGUCCAUCACUACAAACCCUGAGGUUCCCUUAUCUGUGCCCAAAUUUACACCCACUUAUAAUGAUUUCUUCCAAACUCCUCCCCAAUCACCUGAAACCACCACUACAUCCAUCACCAUUGCACCUUGUCCGCCUCUCAUAGUUUUGCAACCUCUGCGCAAUGAUCCCCUAUCAACCCCCUUAUAUACCGAUUCCAUCACCACCACAACCACCAGUGAACCUCUUGUCACUGUCAACACAUUUAAUGUCGGGGUAGGAGCUUCAGGUGAUGGAUUUUAUUUUGAGGCUUUUCACUACAGUACCUUCAGAUUUCAAGUGGAUAGUGAUGACGACGCUCCGAUCACUCAGUGGUAUCUCAAGGCAAUCAACAAGAAACUGGAUUCGUUGAUAAAUUCCUCCACUGCUUCGCCCAGUGAUGUGUAUUCGCAAGCAGUUAUCAAGGCAAUGUUUGACACUUUGACGAAAGAGCAUACUGAGAGCUUAGGAAAGGCAAACAAGGCUGUAGAAGAUUCAGUAGCAUCCUAUCAAGCAACGAUCGAAAAAAUGGAAAAACUAAUUUUUGAAACUCAAACAUUCAUGACGAUCUUCCAGAAUUCCUUCGAGAAAAACACUUCCAAAGUGAAUGAGAGUAUUAUUCAUGAGUUUACUCUCGCUGAUCUUCCGUGUCUUAACCCCUAUGACUAUAUAGUUUUGUUGCAUUUCCUUUUGUGGGAAGAGAAGAAAUAUGAGUUGAUAGUGGAGCAUAUAAAGAGGAUGUUAGGUUCGUACAUCUAUGAAGUUGCAAAACUUGAGAGUGAUAUCGCCACUGUAAUGCAUCAAAAGGCAGUUGUACUUCCCCAUAGCUCAGAAAGUGAUGUUAACAAGAUGCAGAUGGGGAAGAUAGACAAAAACAACUAG